Pelodiscus sinensis (Chinese soft-shelled turtle) is the source of this 1552-nucleotide messenger RNA. RefSeq names its product transmembrane emp24 domain-containing protein 2. Lineage: Eukaryota; Metazoa; Chordata; Testudines; Trionychidae. The record is from RefSeq and is a predicted model, not a curated record.
GGCUUCCUGGACAUCGACGUGGAGAUCACAGGGCCUGAUAAUAAAGGAAUUUAUAAAGGAGAUCGUGAGUCCAGUGGAAAAUACACCUUUGCUGCUCACAUGGAUGGAACUUACAAGUUUUGCUUUAGCAACAGAAUGUCCACCAUGACUCCUAAGAUAGUGAUGUUCACUAUUGAUAUUGGAGAAGCUCCAAAAGGGCAAGAUAUGGAGACAGAAGCUCAUCAGAACAAGCUAGAAGAGAUGAUUAAUGAGUUAGCAGUGGCCAUGACAGCUGUCAAGCAUGAACAAGAGUACAUGGAAGUUCGUGAGAGAAUACACAGAGCAAUUAACGACAACACAAAUAGCAGAGUGGUCCUCUGGUCAUUCUUUGAAGCCCUUGUACUAGUUGCCAUGACACUGGGACAAAUCUACUACCUGAAGAGAUUUUUUGAAGUCCGAAGAGUUGUUUAAGCGAACUCUUCCUGAUGAUCCCAAAUGCUCACUUACUGUCUACCAAACAUCUUGGUCACAAAACAAUAUCAUUUAGUUUUUAAACCCUGAUUUCCGAACUAUAGAACUUAUUUGCUUAAGUUCUUAGUUGAAAUGAAAUGUUUUUAUAUAUCUUGUGUAUCAAAAGCUGUGUUAAAAAUCUUGUCACUUAAUUGGCAUAACUUUUUCACUUGAAAUCUGCCUAGCCUUUAUGCUAAGAGAGGUGGAAACAGACUGCAAAUGUAGUAAUAAAGCAAUGUUACUGCCUUUUUCUAACUUUUUCUGUUUUCUUAAUUGCAAUUCUGUCUAGGGAAACAGUAAAAGGUCCUUAAGUGACUAUUUGCAUUCUUCACAUCUUUAAUCCUGCAGUAGACCUUUAUGGAAUUAAAAUCUUCCCUUUGCUUUCAUGUACUGCCCAUAAGGAGCAAAUGCAGCAGAACUUCAUUCUGAUAUGACUAAUAAUGAAUAGAAGACAGCUGACAUUUCCAGUAUAUUAUGCAUAUGAGACCACAAAAACCUUACAGUAAUGAUCUUAAUUACAUUGAUUUGUUCCCUAAAUUCUUUUUAAUUAAAACAUUAAUGUUAAAAUACAUGCUUUCCUUAUUACCAGACAAUUAUAUGAUUUUUCGUUUAGCAGAUUUAUAAUUAUCAGUCAGUUGUGUGCAGUGUUUUGGCAAGCUAGUCAUUAAGCCCUUUGGUGCUUGCAGGUCCAAAGUUCAUGCUGUUGACACUAUUGCAGAAUGCACCAGUGUUCAAAAAAUCUGGAUGUCUGAUGCCAAAGGGUUAAUGGUUUGGGGAGGGGAUGGCAAUUCUAUGCAGUCCUUAUUUUAGUUUGUGGCACUUUCUGCCAUUUUCUGGUCCUAAUUAGCAUAAUGCUAAGUAUUGAUGCGUUUUUUUCUGUAUUUCAGGCACAUGUGGAUUUCAGUUUUUGUAUGAACAAUUACUUUCCUUUCUUGGUAUCUGUUGCUGGGUUGGAAAAAUGUAAAGACUUGUCUAUGAUGUGGGUGCUGAUCCAGGAUUAUGUUGACUGAUGUAUAUUGUUACUUGUAGACCUUCCCCCCUCAAAAAUAAAAGAUCACAACAG